AACUGACGAGGAGCAGACCACAGUACCAAGGAGCUCCACACCGGGAAAAGUUUACCCCCAACUAUUCCGCUCGACUGAAAGGACGGAGAAACAGCAGAGAUGGCAACCCAAGCCCAGCAGCCGCCUCACCUGCACCUGGCCGAGCUCACUGCAGCGCAGUUCAUCGACAUCUGGAAGCAUUUUGACGCAGACGGAAACGGUUACAUUGAAGGGAAGGAGCUGGAGAACUUCUUCAGAGAGCUGGAGAGCACCAGGCGAGGAGCUGGCGCGGAGCCUUCACAUGCUGCGUUCACAGAGAAGAUGAGGGAGUUCAUGGCUAAAUUUGACAAAAACGCUGAUGGGAGAAUUGAGAUGUCAGAGCUGGCUCAGCUUUUGCCCACAGAGGAAAACUUCCUGCUUUGCUUUAGAGAAUUUGUCGGAUCCAGCGCUGAAUUCAUGGCAGCCUGGAGGAGAUAUGACUCUGACCGGAGUGGAUACAUUGAGUCGAAUGAGCUGAAGGGUUUCCUUUCAGACCUGCUGAAGAAGGCAAACAGAAACUAUGAUGACAAGAAGCUCAAUGAGUACACAAAGACAAUUCUGAGGAUGUUUGAUCUUAAUGGAGAUGGUAAACUGGGCCUCUCUGAGAUGGCGAGGCUCUUGCCUGUCCAGGAAAAUUUCCUGAUGAAGUUUGAGGGUAUCAGGCUCACUGUGAAAGAAUUUGACUCCCUCUUCACCUACUAUGAUAAGGAUGGUAACGGGUACAUUGAUGAACAGGAGCUGGAUGCUUUGCUGAAGGACCUCUGUGACAAGAACAAAUUGGACGUCGACUCAACAGGGUUGGUGGACCACAAGAAGAGCAUCAUGGCUCUGUCUGACGGAGGGAAACUGUACCGCACUGAGCUGGAGAUCGUCCUCUGCCGGGACUCCGUACUGUGACCUCCUUGCCUGGAACCCUGAGACCUCCCUAGCCAUCUCUCCACAGCCUCCUCCUUCCUACCUCCUAUUGUAACCUGGUGCAUGUGUGACCCUUAACCACGCUACACAACUUAGAGUGAAAACAAAAGUGCUCCUGAAAGCCAACAGUGUACCGCUGGCCCUGCAGAUUUAGCUUUCUUCCCCCUUUUAAGAAUUUUUUUUUUUUAUGUUACAUGCAUAACAGUGAGACAGCUAUAUAAUCCCUACAGGAAUACAUUUUAUGUUUUUAUUUAUUUGACUUGUAUGCAUUUGUAUUUUUGCACUUAUCUAUGUGUUCUUCGUCCAUUUAAUUUGAAAUUAAUAUUUAUGUUCAGUAGAUUUUGUUAAUUUAAUUCUGUUUAAUUUAAUAUGAUCCUGUUUUAUUUUAUGAAGAGGCGUGUACUGUUCUAUCAAAGACAUAUUAAAGAUAUAAUGAGAGAAUGAAUAAAUAUAACAUGACAA
Molecule: messenger RNA, 1395 nt
Organism: Labrus mixtus (cuckoo wrasse)
Lineage: Eukaryota; Metazoa; Chordata; Actinopteri; Labriformes; Labridae
Product: calretinin-like
Exons: 11
Coding region: 100-915 (271 amino acids)
Biological process (GO): regulation of long-term synaptic potentiation; regulation of presynaptic cytosolic calcium ion concentration
Cellular component (GO): terminal bouton; cytosol; nucleus
Molecular function (GO): calcium ion binding
Source: RefSeq, a predicted model, not a curated record